Messenger RNA from Tripterygium wilfordii, 756 nucleotides. RefSeq lists its product as uncharacterized. Lineage: Eukaryota; Viridiplantae; Streptophyta; Magnoliopsida; Celastrales; Celastraceae. The transcript is spliced from 2 exons. Bases 1 to 756 code for a protein of 251 amino acids. The record is from RefSeq and is a predicted model, not a curated record.
AUGGUCUUUACUGAUGACGAAGCUACCCAACUUCUACAUCCGCACCAUGAUGCUUUGGUGAGUACGUUUCAGGUUACAAACAUUAAUCUAAAGCGAAUUUUGAUUGACAACGGAAGUUCAGCCAAUGUAUUAUUUUUGGCUACAUAUAAAGGGAUGGGUCUGGAUGAGACCUUGAUACUGCGGAAGUCGACGACACUCAUUGGGUUUAAUGGCAAGGUGAACCAUUCAUUGGGUGAAGUUGUGUUGCCCAUUUCUGCCCUAGGAUUGAACAAGCAGACCAGGUUCUCCAUUGUGGAUUCACCUUCUGCUUAUAAUGCCAUUCUGGGACGCCCUUGGUUGCAUGCCAUAAGGGUCGUACCCUCCACUUAUCACCAAGUCCUACGCUACCCCACCAAUGGUGGCGUUAGGGAAAUCUUGGGGGAUCAACACUCUUCUAAGACUGCCUGUUUAUCUACGAGAAAGAUUGAUCCAAUUCUUAUAGCAGCAUCACGAUUGUUUUACGUGGAGCUGUGGAGCCAUACAGAUAUGACUGGGAUAGAUCCUGAGGUCGUGAUGCAUCAGCUCAAAGUUAAUCCUGAAUAUCCUUCUGUUAAGCAGAAGAGAAGGAAAUUCGCUCCUGAACAAAACCUAGUGAUUAAUGAAGAAGUUCAGAAGCUGUUAGACAAUGGGUCUGUAGUGGAGGUACAGUACCAUGACUGGCUAGCUAACAUCAUCGUCGUGAGGAAAAAAAAAUGGCAAGUGGAGAGUCUGUAUUGA